AUGGUUUUGCCAACACCAGGAUUCGUAGUUAAAACCCGAACGGAUUGCAAAGUUUUUAUCAACAUAUGCCAUUCACCAAAUGUACCUAAACCAGAAGAUUUCAAUCCAGAAACUUCAUUUAAUUUAAUAAUCGAAAAUAAAUGGCAAAUACCAAUUGUUGUAAGUGAAGAAAAAUCAACAUUUGAUAAAAAAGGUAUACCAUCGCUAGCAUAUGAUUGUUGUAUAAAUUCAGAGUGUUUUAAAUGGAUACAAUCAAAUCAAGAUCUUAAACAAAUUCUUAUUGAAUGGAGUAUCGAAAGUAUAGAAUUAACAUAUAAAUUACAACUUGAUAGAUCUUAUUCAAUUCCAAAAAUGUUAUCCAAAGGUGAAUUAUCAGAGAUUAAAGAAAAGAUUCCAGAGAAAUUAAUAUAUGAAGAAGAGAAAUUACCUGAUUUAAUACCACAAGUUCAAAAGAAAACUAUAAUUAAUGAAACACCGUGGGAAUAUUCAGUAAAUAUUAAAAAUUUAACAACCAAAAAAUGUAUUAUUAUAGAUUCAAAUAAACCAAUUCCACGAUUUACAUAUUAUAAAAAUUGUAUACAUUUUAAUAAUGUUGAAAUACCAGUUGUUAAAUCAACUUUUAAAUGUUUUAGUGUGGGAUCAACAUAUUAUAUAUUUUUUUAACCAGGCUCAUCGCAAUGAAAUUUGAUAAAAAAAACGCAACAACUUAUAACGUUGUUCAUAGAGCACAUGAUGAUCCAAAAUAUUAUGAUGAUGAUUCAAGUGGCCAUGUUUUAGUUAAAGGUAUAAAAGAUUUGAAAAAAUCAGUUAAAGAUAUAAGAGAUAAUGAAGGUUUAGCUGCUCAAUAUGGUAUAACAUUUGAUGAUUCAAAAUAUGAUUAUAUGCAACAUUUAAAACCGAUGGGUGAAGGUACAUUUGUUCCUGUAGAAGGCAAAACAACUAUAGAAGAUUUAUUUCCUAAUAAUAUUCCAUCUAAAAAUAAAGUUAAAAUGUCAAGAGAUUUAAAUCAAGGUAUACCAGAAGAACUUAAAGGAUUUAAUCCAGAUUUAGAUCCAAGAAUUAGAGAAGUGCUAGAGGCUUUGGAAGACGAAGCUUAUAUUGGAUCUGAUGAAGAGUUGGACAAUUUAAUAAAAUCUGGUCAAGCAGAAGAAGAAGAUGAGUAUGAUGAAUGGGAUAUGGAUAAUUUCGACGAUGAUUACGAAGAUGAAUGGGCACAUGUUAGGAAUAAUAAACAAAAUUAUGAUUCAGAUGAAUUUGAUGAUGUUGCUUCAUUACCAGAAUUUGAUAAAAAGGGUAAAAAAGCAAAUGGUUCAAUUACAUCGAUGUCAUCUUCUGCAUUAUAUAGAACAGAAGGUUUAUCACUACUAGAUGAUAGAUAUGAACAAUUGAAUAAACAAUAUCAAGAGGAACCAAAAGAAAAUUAUAAACCAUUUGAUAUGAAAGAAGAAAGAAAUGAUUUUGAAGGUAUGUUGGAUGAAUUUUUAGAAACCUAUGAAUUAGAAAGUGGUGGUAGAAAAUUAGCAAAGAAGGAUAACGAAAAGACAAAGAUUAAAUUAGCUGCAAGCUCUGUAUCAAAAGGUAAAGAUGCAAAGAAAAUUAGUGAUAAAUUUAAACAAUUAAAUUUGAAUUAG
Molecule: messenger RNA, 1631 nt
Organism: Insectozyma verbasci
Lineage: Eukaryota; Fungi; Ascomycota; Pichiomycetes; Serinales; Debaryomycetaceae
Source: the annotation of a GenBank genome assembly